GCGAACGCGGCUGGUUGUCCUCGCUCCCGAAACGGAAAAAUAUAAAACCGACAGACCAAACAGUAUAUAAAGCGUAGUGAAAAUAAUCAAAGACUCGACUUCGUGUGUGUGUUUCGCGUGUUUUUGUGUGGUGUUGCAUGUGGCCUUUGGAGACUUAAAGCUAACAAAAACAAAACUGAUUAGAGUGUGUGUGUGGUGGGAACUUGUAUAAGAUGCUGGAGUUUUACCCAAUGCCCACGAAUCUGAAUCCAGUCGGUGGCAGCUUGUACUCGCUGCAACAGAAUCAUGGCGGGGCACGCUUCCUGGACAAUCCCAAUCCCGGCAGCAUGACUGGCAACGGCAGCAACUCCCUGCACCUCAGCAACAACAAUCUGCCAACGAGCAUAUCCGGCAACAAUAGUCCCACAGGAACGGCUUCAUUAACGGGCCAACAGCAGCAGCAGCAACACCUCCACCAGCAACAUCAGCAGCAACACCAGCAGCAACACGCAGCCUCGACCACGCCAAUUAACAGCUGCCCCACGCCCACAGGACACAGCCCUCUCAGCAGCAGCAGCAGCAACAACAAUAACAGCAACAGCAGCAACCUCAACUCCGCCUGCAACACAUUAACAGCUGCUGCUGCUUCUGCUGCUACUGCUGCUCCAUCGGCAAACUCAGCGAACUCAGUAGCCACCUCGCAAUUAGGCGGAGCAGUUGCUGCGGCGAUUGCUGCUGCUGCUGCCGCUGCUGCGACGACAGCAACAUCGGCCCCCGCGGCAACAGGAAACGGAAAUGGCAAUGGAGGAAAUGGAGCAAAUGGAGGAGCUGCAGCAACGGCCUCGGCAGCAGCAGCAUCCAAAUUGUCUGCCGAUUGUAGUGGACGCACAGAAGUGGGCCACAUCAAGUGCGAGAAGAACUUCGAGCUGUGCGAGGGCUGUGGCCAGAAGAUCCACGACCGCUUCCUGAUGAACGUGGGCGAGGCCAACUGGCACGAGCAGUGCCUGGCCUGCUGCUACUGCGGCAUGCAGCUGCACCACACCUGCUACGUGCGCAACUCGAAGCUCUACUGCAAGAUGGAUUACGACCGGCUGUUCGGGGUGAAGUGCGCCUCCUGCUGCCACGCGAUCCUGCCGCAGGAGCUGGUGAUGCGUCCCAUCCCGAACUUCGUCUUCCACCUGCCCUGCUUCGUGUGCUACGCCUGCCGACUGCCGCUGCAGAAGGGCGAGCAGUUCCUGCUGCGAGAUGGCCAGCUCUUCUGCUAUCGCCACGACCUCGAGAAGGAGAUGUUCCUGGCCGCUGCCGCUGCCCAGCACUGUGGCUUCGUGGGCCUGGAUGAGGAGGAUCUGCUGAGGCCGCGGGACGGGCGGCGGGGUCCGAAGCGUCCUCGCACCAUCCUCACCUCGCAGCAGCGCAAACAGUUCAAGGCCUCCUUCGACCAGUCGCCCAAGCCGUGUCGCAAGGUUCGCGAGGCCCUGGCCAAGGACACCGGACUGUCGGUGCGUGUGGUGCAGGUGUGGUUCCAGAAUCAGCGCGCCAAGAUGAAGAAGAUCCAGCGCAAGGCCAAGCAGAAUGGCGGCUCCGGCGGCGGAUCGGGCAGUGGGCGUGGCACGGGCAACUCGAGCGCAACCGAUGACAAGGACACCAACGAGAAGGACGAGAAGGGCGUCAAGCAGGAAUUGGGCGGAGACAGCUCGGGAUAUCUGGGCGGAUUGGACAGCACCUUCGCCAGCCAGCCACUGAAUCCCAACUUGCCCUUCUCACCGGAUGACUAUCCGGCCAACUCGAACGACAGCUUCUGCAGCUCGGAUCUCUCGCUGGAUGGGAGCAACUUCGACCAGCUGGACGAUGAUGCGGACUCGCUGUCGCUGAACAACCUGGAGCUGCAGUCGACCAGCUCCUCGGGCAACCAGCACUCGCACUCGCACUCCCACUCGCACUCCCAGUCCCACUCGAAUCCCCACGACAUGCUGGCCAACCUGAACAACAGCCUGAUCAACCCCAUCGACAAGCUGUAUCUCAUGCAGAACUCGUACUUCAGCUCGGAACAUUAGGAGGGCACUGCGGCGAUCCUUGGGAUAGAGACGAAUUUAUUAGCGUUAGAGUGGCAGGCUCCGAUCGCGAAGGACACCGCAUCCUUGCUGUUACUUUACACGUAGCGCGUAGUUGGCCGACGGAAUUCAGUUGGAGUUGUAGAACCAGAUACAGAUACAUCAAAUGUGAUUUUUUUAAGCUAAUUGAAAUUUUAAGAUUCUUGGCGAUUUGAACGCGGCGAAACUUUGGCGGGCAGCAGGUUUUGUUGUUAGUCUAGACACUAGAGGCAAAAUAUGUAAAUCACCCGCAAUGGUAAAGCGAUCAUGUGGCCCCCUAUGUUUGUAAAUAGUUUUAAAUCCCCCUCCCCCGGAAAAUUGUUAUUAAAUGUAAUUUAAAAGUCAAUAAUUGUAUUAGCAAGUGCAAUUUAAUCUGUUCCCCUAAA
Molecule: messenger RNA, 2455 nt
Organism: Drosophila rhopaloa
Lineage: Eukaryota; Metazoa; Arthropoda; Insecta; Diptera; Drosophilidae
Gene: Lmx1a
Product: LIM homeobox transcription factor 1-alpha
Exons: 3
Coding region: 213-2033 (606 amino acids)
Biological process (GO): regulation of transcription by RNA polymerase II; neuron differentiation
Cellular component (GO): nucleus
Molecular function (GO): RNA polymerase II transcription regulatory region sequence-specific DNA binding; DNA-binding transcription factor activity, RNA polymerase II-specific
Source: RefSeq, a predicted model, not a curated record